AUGGGUAACGGUCAGUCUCACUCAUCCGAUGGCCCUCAACAGCCCCAGCGUCCACCCGACUACUAUCACCUCCUCGACGUCGAUCAGGAUGCCACUUUUGACGAAAUCAAAAGAGCUUACAAGAGACUCGCUCUCGUCAACCAUCCAGAUCGGAAUUUACAUCGUAUAGAAGAGGCCACAAGGUUGUUUGCCGACCUUCAACAGGCAUACGAAGUCUUGAGCGAUCCCAACGAGAGAGCUUUCUACGAUUCUCAUCGCAAUGCACCUAUACCCACCACCGAUGAUGACCUCUACGACCAUGUUAGAGCGGGUGAUGCUGCAGCUGCAGAUCCAAAAUCAAAGCUCAACAGGCGACAACCUGGGGAUCCGGGUCUGCGGCUCGAACAGCUACUGAGGUUCUUCGAUCCCAAGCUAGCCAGGAAGCUGGACGACACUGAGGAGGGCUUCUUCUCCAUAUAUCGGACACUGUUCGCUCUCAUCGCCUCUGAUGAGCGAUUGCAUACCCCAAAAGACCGAUCGCCAUUGGUAUACCCUAGCUUUGGUGAUUCCAAGACAUCCUACGCACCACCACCAGGCUUGACCCGAGCCCAGAGAGAUGAACAACUCUGGGCGCGAGACUUCUACACUGUCUGGCUAGAGUUUACGACUGAGAAGCGAUUUGAAUGGCUCUCGAAAUGGGAUGCUGACCGCGGUGAAGACCGAGCAACCCGUCGGCUCAUGGAGAAGGGAAAUAAAAAGAUUCGAGAGGAUCAUCGCAAAGAAUAUACAGAUACCGUCAGGCAACUCGCGCAGUUCAUCCAGCACCGAGAUCCCCGAUAUAAGGUCCAUCAAGCGCACCUGAAGCAACAGCGUUCAGACAGAAAGGUCGCCAGAUCGAGCAAGCCGGACAAGAAUCCGAGUGGCCCUCCCAGGCAUGUGGCAGGGAUGCCCUCCGCUAGGCAGAACUCUCCCGACAUCGAGUAUCUAGAGCAGGAGUGGCAGAGAUUAGUGGUCAGCGAUUCCAGUGAUGAGGAAGAGGAAGAGCAGGACUUGGACGGCGAGGCAGGUGUUAGGGUUGUCGAUGAUGUUGGCGGGGAGGCCAUAGAAUGCGUAGCAUGCGGUAAGGUGUUCCAGAGCGAGGCAAGUUGGCUCAAUCACGAGCGAAGCAAGAGGCACAAGCAAACUGUGUGGAGGCUGAAGAGGGACAUGCAACUGGAAAAUUCAAAUCUGGAUCUGGAAUCACAGGACCCGUUGGAGGCUCGGCCUGCGAGUGCUUCUGGUACCGAAAUCGACGAGGCUGUCCUGGCUCUGAACGAUGAUCUGACGGGUGUAGGAAUGGAGGAGACCAAGAGCGCUGUACCGUCGAACACAUCGUCCUCUUCAUCUUCGUCCAUCAGCGCCAACGACCUUGCGCAGACCGAUACACCCGAGCUUGUCAACACUCCAGUGGUCAAUGGUGCUGCACUGGCGGCGAAUGGCAUCCAUACGAGCGAGGCACCGAUUCAAUCUUCUUCCCAGCCCUCGAAGCGAGAGAAAAGAAGAGCAAAGGAAGCGCAGAAGAAGGUUGAAGAGGAGCAGAGGAAAACAGCUACGAAGGAGGCUCGUAAGACUGCCAAAAAGGCUGGAGUCCAGCUUGACACGACCGGUCAGCAAGAGGAAAAAGGGCGUAAGAAAGAGACGUCGGCGCCGAACAAGUCAAAGAAAGCAAAUGUCACAAAGGGCGCAAAAGGCAAGGCGACACCUCCCUCAGAUUUGUUUGAUGAAGUGAAGCUCGAUCGUGUUCACGCCGACAUCUUGGAGAAACGAGCAAAGCUGCUCGAUCGAUGGGGCCCUGACUGGUUCAGUAAGUCAAUCCUCGGUCCCGAUCCAUUCGCCCCUUUGAAAGUACUUUGCCUCGGUCUGGGCGCACCUUCCAUAGACCGAACUGCUCAGAUACAGCUCUCACUUUUGUUGGCAUUGGUGGCCGGUCUUGAUUCGCAACACAAUACCAUCGAGGCUUUCGAUCCCGUGUGGGAUGAGUGGGACCGCAGGCUGCUCGACAGGUUUGGCAUCAAUGCUUUGAAUGAGAAUCUGUGUGGUGCCUAUCGACUUGAUCCCGGCAGCCCAUACUUGCUCUUCCUCCCUCAUUGUCCCAGACCCCUGUAUGAGUCCCUACUGUCGACCAACUUUGAUCCGUCCUUUUCUAGGGGGCGGGUUUUAUUUGGCAAUGAUCUCGCAGACUAUGUCCCAGGUUUGAUGCGGCUCGAAGAGAUUGGAGAACCUGUCGAAACGGAGUUUGUCAAACCCAAGAAAAAGCGUCGACCAAAAGAUGGUGGUCCUGCAAAGCCCAGAGAUGGUGUAUUGCAACGACUGGGUACGUCUUCAUUUCAGAUUCAGCCUUGA
This is a messenger RNA of Tremella mesenterica DSM 1558, 2361 nucleotides long. RefSeq lists its product as uncharacterized. The coding region runs from base 1 to 2361 and encodes 786 amino acids. Gene Ontology annotation, cellular component: cytoplasm. The record is from RefSeq and is a predicted model, not a curated record. The transcript is spliced from 8 exons. Lineage: Eukaryota; Fungi; Basidiomycota; Tremellomycetes; Tremellales; Tremellaceae. Gene Ontology annotation, molecular function: nucleic acid binding; zinc ion binding.